Metarhizium acridum CQMa 102 is the source of this 1857-nucleotide messenger RNA. The record is from RefSeq and is a predicted model, not a curated record. Lineage: Eukaryota; Fungi; Ascomycota; Sordariomycetes; Hypocreales; Clavicipitaceae.
AUGGGUCGACGACAUGCCAAUCCGCUGCAUAACCCGCUGCAUUAUGCGGCACUGCAACCGCAUUCCGGGCCCCCGGUGACCGCAGCCGCGGCUGAGCGAGCCCUUCCCAGCUACGACUACGUCAUUGUGGGCGCCGGCGCAGCUGGAUGUGUGCUUGCCAACAAGCUGUCCGAGGACGACAACGUCUCGGUGCUUGUCCUCGAGGCCGGAGGAGACAAUACCAAGGUGUUGGAGACCAAGGUCCCGGCCAUGUUCUCCAAGCUCUUCCACAGCAAGCAUGACUGGGACUACUACACCGUCGAACAGGAGGCCCUGGCCUCCCGUCGAUUGUACUGGCCGCGCGGGCGCAUCGUCGGCGGCUGCUCGUCCAUGAACGCCAUGAUCUACCAUCACUGCUCGGCUUCCGACUUUGAUGAGUGGGUUGCGGUCCAUGGCUGCCAUGGCUGGGGUUAUCAAGACCUCGCUCCGCAUUUUCGAAGCCUCGAGAAGUUCACGCCCAACCCGGCUCGCCCAGCCAUCGACGCCGCGAACCGUGGCGAUGCUGGCAAGUGGCAGACGGGCUACUCUUGGCUGUCCCAGAUUGUCGAAGAUGGCUUUCUUCCCGCCUGCGACGACGCCGGCAUCCCUCCAAAUAGUGACAUCAAUACCAAGGACGGCAGCCUUGGCGUCACGCGUCUCCAGACCUUUAUUGACGCCAAGGGCCAGCGGUCGUCUCUGGCCACAGCAUUCCUGACCCCGGAUGUCCUGCGGCGGCCCAACCUGUACGUGGCCUGCGGUGCUCAAGUGACCAGGGUCUUGUUUGAUCGGAUCAACAGUACCAAGCCAACUGCCAUUGGCGUCGAGUUCCAAGUCUCCCAGGGCGGCGAGCGUUAUCAAGUACACGCCAAGCGAGAGGUGAUUCUCUGCGCGGGAGCCGUCAAUACUCCCCAGACGCUCAUGCUGAGCGGCAUUGGCCCCGAGGAAGAGUUGAAGAAGCACUCGAUUUCUCGUGUGUUUGCCAAUGACAACGUCGGGAAGCAGUUGAAGGACCACCUUGUCAGCAACGGCGUCUUUUGCAAGUCCAAGAAGGGCUCGACCCUCGACUACCUUGCCGACGAUAUCAAGGCGAUCCCGGCUCUGGUACAGUGGCUGCUAUUCGGCACCGGUCCGCUGACCAGCAAUAUCGGUGAAGCCGCCGCCUUUGUCCGGACCUUUGAACACGAAUUCCCCGCUUCGGCUGGUGUGCUUCCCAAAGACUACAGCUCUGGUGACAAAGCCCCAGACUUGGAGAUUAUCGGUGCGCCAAUUGCUUUUAUCCAUCACGGAGAGGAACGACCUCUGGACGACGCCAACGUCUUCAGUCUGGUCCCGAUCGGCCUCCGGCCACAGAGCAGUGGCACAAUCAGCCUCAAGAGCGCAGACGUGUUUGACCACCCCAUCAUUGACCCCAAGUAUCUAACCGACGAGGAGGGCAAUGACAAAAAGGUCUUGAUAGCUGGACUCCGUCUCUGUCUCGAGAUUAUGCGCAGUCCUGCCUUCCAAAAGUACUUGGAUCCCGUCCCCACGAAUGACGAUCCUUCGUCAUACUGGUGGCCGUAUUCAUGCAGCGAUCCGGACGCCGUUACUGAUGAGCAACUCGGGCGCUACCUGGUCGAGCGGGCGUUCACCCUCUACCAUCCUGUUGGUUCGGCGAGGAUGGGACCGUCGCCAUCCAACAGCGUUGUGGAUGCAGAGUGCCGCGUGCACGGGACGCAUGGUCUUCGUGUUGUCGAUGCCAGCAUCUUUCCGGAGCAGAUUAGUGGUCAUCCGACGGCGCCCAUCGCGGCCAUCGCACACAGGGCCAGUGAGAUGAUCAAACAAGGCCACAAAACUGCCUAG